AUGGGCACGGCGGCGACGGAGAGCGACGCCUACGACGCGCGCUACGCGCACUGCGUCGCCGCCGUCGGCGGCCCGGAGGUCUUCGCCAAGGUCCGGCGGUGCAAGGUGCUCGUCGUCGGCGCCGGCGGCAUCGGCUGCGAGCUGCUGAAGAACCUCGUGCUCGUGGGCUUCGAGAGCCUCGUCACGGUGGACCUCGACACCAUCGACGUGUCGAACCUGAACCGCCAGUUCCUCUUCCGCAAGCGGCACGUGGGCAUGGCCAAGGCCGUCGUCGCGCGCGAGGCCGUCGUCGCGUUCAACCCGCUCUGCUCCGUCGAGGCGCUCCACGCGAACAUCAAGGAGCCGCGCUUCGGCCUGGCCUGGUUCGGCGGCUUCGACGUCGUCGUCAACGCGCUCGACAACGUCGACGCGCGGCGCCACGUGAACCGCAUGUGCCUCGCGAGCGACGUGCCGCUCAUCGAGGCCGGCACGACGGGCUUCCUCGGCCAGGUCUUCGUGAUCCGCAAGGGCGAGACGGCCUGCUACGAGUGCUUCCCCAAGGCCACCAAAAAAGUCUACCCGAUCUGCACGAUCCGGUCGACGCCGUCCGAGCCCGUGCACUGCGUCGUCUGGGCCAAGGAGCUCUUCAAGCUCCUCUUCGGCGACGCCAAGGAGUCCAUGCUCUUCGAGGGCGGCGACGACGGCCCCGACGCGUCGACCUACGGCGCGGCCUGCGCCGCCGUGCGCGGCGCGCCCGACGCGGAGAAGGCGCUCGGCGCCGCGCUCGCCUUACUCUGCGACGGCGAGGUCCGGAAGCAGCUCAGCAUGGACAAGUACAAGACGGCGAAGAAGACGCCCGACCCCCUCGACGGCGCCGCCGUCGCCGCGGCCUGCGUCGCGGCGCGCGCGCCGUCGCGGAACCGGACGAGCGCCGACUGGGACCGCGCGACGUGGACCGUCGACGAGUGCUGCGCGGAGCUCGCGGACGUCGCGGCGACGCUCGCCGGCGGCGACCGCGUCGGGUCCUGGGAGUUCGACAAGGACGAGCCCGACGCCAUGCGCUUCGUCGCCGCCGCCGCGAACCUGCGGUCCCGCAUCUUCCACAUCGCGCCCAAGAGCCUCUACGAGGCCAAGGGCAUCGCGGGCAACAUCAUCCCGGCGAUCGCGACGACGAACGCCGUCGUCGCGGGCCUCCAGGUCGCCGAGCUGCUCAAGCUGAUC
Messenger RNA from Aureococcus anophagefferens, 1200 nucleotides. RefSeq lists its product as hypothetical. The record is from RefSeq and is a predicted model, not a curated record. The annotation marks the transcript as partial. Gene Ontology annotation, biological process: protein sumoylation. Lineage: Eukaryota; Pelagophyceae; Pelagomonadales; Pelagomonadaceae. Gene Ontology annotation, cellular component: cytoplasm; SUMO activating enzyme complex. Gene Ontology annotation, molecular function: SUMO activating enzyme activity. The transcript has a single exon.